Messenger RNA from Nothobranchius furzeri (turquoise killifish), 3131 nucleotides. It is a transcript of the gene mpp2b, whose product is annotated as MAGUK p55 scaffold protein 2b. NCBI's taxonomy places the organism in Eukaryota, Metazoa, Chordata, Actinopteri, Cyprinodontiformes, Nothobranchiidae. Gene Ontology annotation, cellular component: cell-cell junction; plasma membrane. Gene Ontology annotation, molecular function: protein binding. The record is from RefSeq and is a predicted model, not a curated record.
UAAGAAACCUGUAGAGAAAAUGUACCUGCCUUAUUCUCUUCCUCCUCCUCAAGAAGCACAAUACUUCCUCCUCUUGCUCGCCCACCCCACAUCCUUUCUUUACUCAAGCUCCCAGCUUGCUCCCGUUACCUUUUCAUUCAUGCAGAGGAGGCGGCGCUCAGCCAGGCGCAGCUUCUACACAUUCAUGUCAAGAGCAGGUAGAGAGGAGGUCGAGAGCGAGGAGCUGUUUUGGCAGGAGGAGGAGAGAAUCGGUGACAGUGAGACAAGAUCCCUCAGACCGCGUCUCCUACCACCACUGGGUUGUGUUACUGUGAGUGUGUGUGCCCGGUAGUGAGGUGUUGUUCAGCAUGGCUGGCAGCCCAUUUGGAAGGCUCUCUCUGGGGGACGGCGACUCAGCCAACUCCUUGGAGGGAAAGGAUAUGAAGCUGGAUGCAGAAGCCAUGCACCAGGCUCUGGACACACUGAGUGACAGCACGAGCUCCACCACAGCCAACGACCUGGAUCUCCUCUUCCUCAAAGGCAUCAUGGAGAGCCCAGUGGCCCAUGAGAGGUUUGAGGAGCCCAAGCUGGAGGCCGUGAGUGAGAACAACGUGGAGCUGGUCCAGGACAUACUGAAGGACCUCAGUCCUCUAACACACAGAAGUCAGGCGGCCGAUGAGCUCAUCCGGAUCCUGAAGGAACCUCACUUCCAGUCGCUUCUGGAAACCCACGAUUCUGUAGCUUCCAAAAACUACGAGACUCCUCCCCCAAGCCCCUGCUCCUUCAUGGAUGCAGCCCUCAACAAUCAGCCUGUUCCCCCAGAUGCAGUCAGGAUGGUCGGCAUUCGCAAGGUGUCUGGAGAGCACCUGGGGGUGACAUUCCGAGUGGAGAGUGGCGAGCUGGUGAUCGCCAGGAUCCUCCACGGAGGCAUGAUCGACCAACAAGGUCUCCUUCACGUGGGCGACAUCAUCAAGGAGGUGAACGGGAAAGAGGUGGGCAAUGACCCCAAAGUGCUCCAGGAGAUGCUGAAGGAGGCGAGCGGCAGCGUGGUGCUGAAGAUCUUACCCAGCUACCAGGAGCCGCAUACACCCAGACAGGCCUUUGUGAAGUGUCACUUUGACUACGACCCGACUCAUGAUAACCUAAUUCCCUGCAAGGAGGCGGGCCUCAGCUUCAGUAGUGGAGACAUUUUGCAGAUCUUUAACCAGGAAGACCUGAACUGGUGGCAGGCAUGUCACAUAGAAGGGGGCAGUGCAGGCCUGAUUCCAAGCCAACUUCUUGAGGAGAAGAGGAAAGCAUUUGUGAAGAGAGACAUGGAGCUCGCUACAACAGGUCCUCUGUGUGCAGGGAUUGGUGGGAAGAAGAAGAAGAAGAUGAUGUAUUUGACCACCAAGAAUGCAGAGUUUGAUCGGCACGAGCUGCGAAUCUAUGAGGAGGUCGCCAAAGUCCCGCCUUUCAGGAGGAAGACACUGGUUCUGAUUGGAGCACAGGGAGUUGGUCGGCGUAGUCUGAAAAACAAGCUGCUGCUGUCUGAUCCUCAUCGCUACGGCACCACCAUCCCCUUCACUUCCAGAAAGCCAAAGGUGGACGAGCGAGACGGUCAGACGUACUCCUUUAUGUCUCGGAAUGAAAUGGAGUGUGACAUCAGGAACGGUCGUUUCUUGGAGCACGGCGAGUAUGACGGGAACCUGUACGGGACGAAGAUCAACUCCAUACACGAGGUGAUCGAGACAGGAAAGAUCUGCAUCCUGGACGUGAACCCACAGGCCCUUAAAGUCCUGCGGACGUCUGAAUUCCUGCCCUAUGUUGUGUUCAUCGAAGCGCCAGAUUUUGAAGUCCUCAAAGCGAUGAAUAGGUCAGCGAUUGAGUUGGGAGUGGUCACAAAACAGUUGACGGACUCUGAGCUGAAGAGGACGGUGGACGAGAGCGAGCGCAUCAAGAGAGCCUACGGACAUUACUUUGAUCUUUUCAUUGUGAACGACGGUCUUGAAGCGGCUUUCCGAAGUCUACGCUUGGCACUGGAAAAACUGUCAACGGAGCAUCAGUGGGUCCCUGUCAGCUGGGUGUUCUGAACAUCUGGAUCAGAGCCGGAGGACAUUUUAUGAUCUGUGGCUCCAGAGGGAGAGAGCGGGGGUGGGGGAGCUGAGCGUCAUAAUUCAGUGCAAACGACCAGCCUCAUGUAGAGCAAUUUUGUACAAACUUAGCAUUCCCUGUUGGCCCAACUGUAAUUUCUUUGGAAUUCUUUUAUUGAUGUUUGUUCAGAAGGAUUUAGAGGUGAUUAUGGGCUGCAGUUCAGUAGUGCAAGCGUGUGUGUGUGUGUGUGUGUGCGAGCGUGUGCGUGUGUGUCGUCGUAACAAGUAACAGUGAAGGUUUUUGUAGAAGGACAGUUUUAGCCUUUCUAAAUCUUAUUUAUGUAGUGUAAUGUUUACAUCCAUCAGUAGGAAAACUUGAGGAAAGAUACCAAAUGUCAACAUUUUACCAUUUCACAAGUUCAGAAAUGUGCUUAAUCUCCAAUGUCUACUUUGAUUUGAACAUGAAAUAGCAAUAGACGAUUAAUUAAUAUACAUGCAAUACCACACACUCCAAUGUACACACAAACACAAAGGGGAGGACAGAUGCUCCAGCUGAGAGGUUUUCUGUUCAUCAUGGGUUUAUUUCUCUGUCCUGUACCAGAAAAGCUUUGAUUCAUUUGAGAAUCCAGCCAAAGGAUCACUGUGUUUCACUACUGCCUGCUUGAUUCUGUUGGAGUUUUAUUUGUAGCACUGUUGACAUUUAAACCCUAAAAAAUAAGACAUAUCCCAAGUAGCCUAGACUAGUGUAUGCAUCGUAUAUUGAAGGGUAACAUAUAACCUUAGCAUUACUUAUUGGACAAUUAGUGGAAGUUUUGAUUUGUUUUUUGGAUGUACAAACAUUAAAACAAGUGGCUUCAAAUUCAUGGUUAAUUUUGCCUUAAAUAGUUAUAAAGCCAAGGAAAUGAUUUAAGUUUUUUUCUGUUAUGAAACAUUUAUUUUCUAUUGAUUAGAAAAAGAGUAAAGACAAAACGUUUUGGCCACAUCUUGAGUAUUUAUUUCAUCUUUUUGUUAAACUUGUAAAGUACUGUAUUGUAAUAAAGAGUGUAUAAUAUAACAUAAAGGUGAUUCUGCUGGUGUGUA